Molecule: messenger RNA, 791 nt
Organism: Halteromyces radiatus
Lineage: Eukaryota; Fungi; Mucoromycota; Mucoromycetes; Mucorales; Cunninghamellaceae
Product: tyrosine phosphatase-like protein
Exons: 3
Coding region: 54-713 (219 amino acids)
Biological process (GO): very long-chain fatty acid biosynthetic process; fatty acid elongation; sphingolipid biosynthetic process
Cellular component (GO): endoplasmic reticulum membrane
Molecular function (GO): 3-hydroxyacyl-CoA dehydratase activity
Source: RefSeq, a predicted model, not a curated record
CUCGUUUUCUUUAAUCAAGAUUCUUUGUUUCUCUACAUUCAUAUUAGAAAAACAUGACACAAGAGAAAGAAGUAUCGACGUCAAGAACAUCAGCUGGCCUGACUUUACAACAAAGAGCUCACGUGGUGGUAAAUGGAUUAGGGGCAGCAAGUUGGUUCUGGAUCAUAGUGAUGGUGUUAUAUCAAUGGUUCCUUGUUGACCAAGGAGUAUGGAAGGGAUUACCAGCUGGAUUGCAAACCUGUGUUGAUGGUGUAGUGUUGUAUAGCGCCAUCCUGGAUACGAGUAUGCAUUACACUGAGGAUCUUUUACUAUGUGUACAAACUUUGAUUCGACUUUUCGUCCUGUUUGGAAUCAUCACCUUGUUCCCGUCCAUCCAAUCACUCAAAAUCUAUUAUCCCUGUUUAUUAUUCGUCUGGGCUACACAACAUGUUGUUCGCUAUAGUUAUGAUGCUUAUCAAAAACUCUCUGAUUUUCCCUCUCUCGUCCAUGCUCGCUUUGCCUGGCCCUUAUAUUUGGCUCCUCUUGGUGUCGUGUUAGAAAUCAUGAUGAUGUAUACUGCUUUGCCUUUGGCCAAGGAAUGGAACAGAACAUAUGGUCUUAUGAUGGCUUUUGGUGGUCUUGCUUAUUUACCAGGUUUCCCUGUCUUAUAUAAAAAUGUCUUGAUUGAACGACGAAGAUAUAUCCAACGCCUAUUCCUAGAAAAAAACAAAUGAUAAUCUUAGUAUAAUCCUUUUUAUUUAUUUAUUUAUAUUCUCUAAUAAAACAUGUCUGUAUUUUAUUUUUUAUUUUUA